ACCAGCAGGUCUCCUCAGUUUCCUUCGCUCGCCGCCACCUUGCCUUGUAAGUCGCUGGAUCAACAAACAUCACAACAGAGAGACUGAACGGACUAGGCGCACCUUUUUAUCCCAAAGGAUGAUCAGCUGGUGACAAAAGUACACAAUUGGAUCUCUUCCGUCGGAAAAUGGCGAAGAAACUGAUCAAGUUUGUCAUCCUUUUCGACAACACCAAUCUUCUCUACUUCCCUGGUCAGUUUCUGAGCGGCAGGGUUUUGGUUGAGCUCGAAGAGGACACGCCUGCCCUUGGCCUACAUUUCCACGUAGUGGGCGAAGGCGUGGUUCGCGUGCAGAGCGGUCGCCACGAACGCCUCUAUGACAAAGAGAAUUACAUCGAUUUCCGGAUGCGACUGCUCGGCGAGCCUGGUCAGGGACCUUCAGUUCUGUCUCCAGGGAUCCACAGCUUCCCUUUUAAGUUGGGCCUUCCACUGGGACUUCCGUCCACCUUCCUCGGCAAACAUGGCUGGAUCCAAUAUUACUGCAAAGCGGCCCUGCGGGAGCCCAAUGGCCUCACUCACAAGAACCAGCAGGUCUUCAUCGUCAUGAACCCCAUCGACUUGAAUCUCGAGCCGCCCAUAUUAGCUCAACCUUUUCGGUGUGAAAUUGAACACCGUCUGGGCAUCACAUGCUUCUCGUCAGGCCCCGUGUUGUGCCGCGUGGCGCUUGACCGCGGUGGUUACGUGCCCGGCGAAACAAUCGGCAUUUCGGCCCUCGUCCACAACCGCAGCAAAGUGACCAUCAAGUUCACUAAAGCCUCCCUCACCGAGACCAUACAAUACCUGGCCAGGAGCAAAGUGGUGCAGGCCGAAACUAGGGAGCUGGCCUCCCUGUCCAGAGGCAAAAUCAAGCCUGGCGAAAAGGAUGAGUGGCUGAAUGAGCAGCUUUACGUACCGCCACUGCCUCCUACGAACCUAAGGGGCUGCAACCUCAUCAGGAUCCAAUAUGACGUCUAUUUCAUAAUAGACCCUAAGAGUUUGGAGAAAGAAAUCAAGUUGCAGUUGCCAAUCAUGAUGGCCACAUACCCGCUGCGCUCAGGCUCUGGUGAGGGCACUUUGGCACGCAAGCAGGGCGCCCACUACCCAUCAACGCUGCCCAUUUUCCGGCCGUGGCUGGACGAAAAAACGUUUGAUUGAUGAUCCGCGUGGCGAAAAGAGACUCGAAUUUUGAUGAUGCCAUUACCACACACUCACUCACUAGCUCACUACAUGUGGCCAUGCACUUUUUGCCUGCGCGCCCUGAAACAGAUUUUAGCUCUAAAUGAAGGCGCCCAUCAAGCAAAUCUUUCUUUUUUUACACGCAGUAAAAAUGAAACUCAUUAUUUCUGGAGCAGCAACAAGGUUUUACCUUGAUUUUCACAAGUUUUUGACGAAUUUGCGUUUUCACUACUUUGUUUAUUGGGAAAAACAUGCGGUUGGUGCGGCCCAAUUUAAAUGAAUUUACGAUUUUUUCACAGCCAAAAUUUUACAACCGAAUGCUUUGAAUGUCCUCACUAGACAACAUUAAAUGCAUUUGUCCUGAGUUAACAUGAGCUAAAAAGAGGAGUGAUGAGGUAGAAAAAAUUUAGUGUGUGCAAGCAAGCAACGCCAAAAGAUAAUGUAAAGUGAAAGCAAGUGUCUGUUUGAGUUUUGAACAAUAAUUAUUAACUUCUUGCUUCAAUUAAUAAGGACUAGUAUUUGAAAUGGAUACAGAACCUACGCUAGCAUGACUGAAUAAAAAAAAUUAUUUUUCGAUAGUUUUGUGCUAAAAAUGUUUGAUACAAAACUGGAAACCAGCUCAGCAGUGCUCAAGGUGGUGGUGAUAAACAAGGGUUACUAAAAAAUUGUAACCCUUUGCUGGGAAUAAUAAAUUGAUAAUUCAUACAACAUGUCUAUUUUUGGUACAAUUUAGGGGCUUGAGCUGUAACCAGUUUUGCUGUGGUAAUAUUAAAUUAUAUUCUGUUAAUAUGACAAAGAAUCUAAAUAAAAUUGACAAUAAUUGAA
Molecule: messenger RNA, 2018 nt
Organism: Neocloeon triangulifer
Lineage: Eukaryota; Metazoa; Arthropoda; Insecta; Ephemeroptera; Baetidae
Gene: Vdup1
Product: arrestin domain-containing protein 4
Exons: 6
Coding region: 168-1172 (334 amino acids)
Biological process (GO): protein transport
Cellular component (GO): cytoplasm
Source: RefSeq, a predicted model, not a curated record